CAUGUGAAGAGCGCCGGUGGCUCCACAGACCGAUGCGCGCGUUAACUGAAGGUGAACCGAAGCGCGUGAACACAUCAAUAAAACAUCAAUUAGGCCACAAAAGCUCUGUGAUCAACUUGAGAAAAUUCAACUUUGUCAUUUGUGGAGAGAGAAAAAACCCGAGGAUCAAAAUGACAGCAACAGCUAAUACUGGAGAUAAAAUCACUGCGUCGCUAAACGACUUCAUGCGCGCGUUCCCACAAAACAUCUACUUUCUGGAUGAGAUUCAGAUCCCCCCAUCACUGCCGACAGGCUUCUCUGAUGUAGAAGGGGGCGUCUGUUCUGAUCAAUUCAGUGAGGCGUCGGGAGGUGGCUUGAGCACCGACAGUUUCGGCGUGGAGAAACGGGGCCUUGACCUAGCAGAGUCGAGCAAGUACUUCCCGCACAGUGCGCCUCUUGCCUACUCAGGGAAAAUUUCCAUCGACGCGCAAGGAGGUUGGAAUCAAGAGGGGAUAAUCAACUUCAGUGUCAGUGCUGGGGUACAAGGCAGGGCAUCAUCACCGGGAUCCUUCACCACAGGCUCUCCCAGUCCCACAGACCUCACUUCAGUCUGCUCCAAAACAGGCCAAACUCUUCCCAACAUGGAGCAUUUGUACACAAGUCCUCCCACUUACACCUGCAGUGCUGACGGAUACCAGGACCCCUCAGCCUAUCUGCCCACCAGCUCAUGUCCCAUAACAUAUGCCACUCCGUCCUAUUCCGCUCCCAAGUCUACCAUAGAUGGAGCAAUGUUCUCCAUCAUUCCUGACUACAGGGGUUUCUAUCAGACCAGCAACAGCCAAAGGGACAUGACUAUGUUUCAGGACAUAAAACCUUUUUCGUGCUCUUUGGAGUCUAUUAGAGUCCCUCCACCUCUGACUCCCUUGAACACGAUAAGAAAUUUUACUCUGGCGUGUCCGGUAGAUGGGUCAAGGCCACAGGUAGACGCCAAUCCACAAAAUAUCCCACUCAGGCCGAUACUGCGGCCACGAAAAUACCCGAACCGACCGUGCAAGACACCGGUGCAUGAGCGACCGUACCCAUGUCCGGCUGAGGGAUGUGACCGGAGAUUCUCUCGCUCGGAUGAGCUCACGCGACACGUGCGUAUCCACACCGGGCACCGGCCAUUCCAGUGCCGGAUCUGCAUGCGCAGCUUCAGCCGGAGUGACCACCUCACGACCCACAUGCGCACACACACGGGCGAAAAGCCCUUCUCUUGUGACUUCUGCGGCAAAAAGUUCGCAAGGAGCGACGAAAGAAGGAGGCACACAAAAAUCCACCAGAGACAGAAGGAUAAAAAACUGGCUGUGCCUCCUCUUAACUAAAACAGUGAUGGGACACUGUUGUGAGCCCUGGUAAAGGUUCUGAGUGCUGUUAGGGGCCAUUCACACCGAUUGUGUUGUUGCACUAUAAACAGCUAGAUGCAGCGCAAUGAACAUUACGCAGGUGUCUCUUUUAAUAGGAUAGUUCACCCAAAAAUUAAAAUUCUCUCAUUUUCUCACCCUAAUGUCAUUCCAGAUUAUUAUGACUUUAUAUCUUCUGCAGAACACAAAGAUUUUUAGAAGAAUAUUCAGCUCUGUAAAUCCAUAAAAUGCAAGUGAAUGGUAACCAGAACUUUGAAGUUCCAAAAAGCAUAUAAAGGCAGCAUACAAGUAAUCCAUAUGACUUCAGUGGUUUAAUCCAUGUCUUUUGAAGUAAUAUGAUAGGUGUGGUUGAGAAACAGAUCAAUAUUUAAGACCUUUUUCACUAUAAAUUCCCACUUUCAUUUUCCUCUUCUGUUGUUAUUGGGUGCUACUUUGUGCAUAUCGCCACCUACUGGGCAGGGAGGAGAAGUAAUUGUGAAAAAGAAAAAAGGACUUAAAUAUUGAUCUUUUUCUCACCCACACUUAUCACAUCACCUCACCUCAGAAGAUAUGGAUUUACCCACUGGAGUUGUAAGGAUUAUUUUCUACUGCCUUUAAGUGUUUUUUUUUUUUAGCUUUAAAGUUCUGGCCACCAGUCACAUUGAAUGGACCAGUAGAGCUGAGAUAAACGUCUUUGUUUGUGCUCAGCAGAAUUAAGUCACACAAAUGGGAUGGUAUGAGGGUGAGUGCAUGAUAAAAUGAUUAGAUUUUUAGGUGAACUAUUACUUUAACAGCUGAAGUUCAUUUUAACUUGACAUGGCGUCUCAAAACUGAACGUCAGACGCUAGCGCAUGUUUACAUAACAAAUAAAUAAUUGAAAACCACGACGUAAAAACGUGUUCAGUGUGAACGCCCCCUACGUGUCCCAAAUGUGGAACAAUGAACUGAAGGCAGCUUAUGAACUGUUGAAUAUGAUUUGUUGUAGUAUUUGUAAAGACAAAAAUGGAAACGUCCGUUAAGUUGAACAUUGUUUCUUAAAUUUCUUUCUUGUUUCUUUUCUUUCUUUUUUGCUAACAUUUAGGCAUUCUUGUCAUGUGGUGCAAAAUUGGAGAUUCCCUCACUGGGGUAUCCGUAGUGUUUACAUAGCUCCAUGAGCUGUAUUUUUACUUAUAAUAUUACCAUGUAUGUGUUUAAAUAAA
Messenger RNA from Xyrauchen texanus (razorback sucker), 2560 nucleotides. Its product is annotated as early growth response protein 2b-like. The record is from RefSeq and is a predicted model, not a curated record. The coding region runs from base 33 to 1343 and encodes 436 amino acids. Lineage: Eukaryota; Metazoa; Chordata; Actinopteri; Cypriniformes; Catostomidae. Gene Ontology annotation, biological process: regulation of transcription by RNA polymerase II. Gene Ontology annotation, molecular function: DNA-binding transcription factor activity, RNA polymerase II-specific; RNA polymerase II cis-regulatory region sequence-specific DNA binding. The transcript is spliced from 2 exons.